Molecule: messenger RNA, 1455 nt
Organism: Torulaspora delbrueckii
Lineage: Eukaryota; Fungi; Ascomycota; Saccharomycetes; Saccharomycetales; Saccharomycetaceae
Gene: FUM1
Product: fumarase FUM1
Exons: 1
Coding region: 1-1455 (484 amino acids)
Biological process (GO): malate metabolic process; tricarboxylic acid cycle; fumarate metabolic process
Cellular component (GO): mitochondrion; tricarboxylic acid cycle heteromeric enzyme complex
Molecular function (GO): fumarate hydratase activity
Source: RefSeq, a predicted model, not a curated record
AUGUUGAGAACUGGCCUUUUGAGCAGGCCAUUGAGUGUGGUUAAGAUGUCUACAAAAGCUGGACAGUUCAGAGUCGAAACUGAUGCAUUUGGGGAGAUUAAGGUUGCAGCUGAUCGUUACUGGGGUGCACAAACUCAGCGUUCUUUAGAGAACUUUAGAAUUGGGGGUCCUCGUGAGAGGAUGCCUGAACCAAUUGUACGUGCAUUUGGUGUUUUGAAGAAAUCUGCUGCUGUGGUGAACGAAUCACUUGGUACUUUGGACCCUAAGGUCGCUGAACCUAUCAAGCAAGCUGCCGAUGAAGUUGCUCAGGGCAAAUUGACUGCUCACUUCCCAUUGGUUGUUUUCCAGACCGGUUCUGGUACGCAGUCUAACAUGAAUGCUAACGAGGUUAUCUCAAACCGUGCCAUUGAGCUUAUUGGUGGCGAAUUGGGUUCGAAGCAAAUCCAUCCAAACAACCACUGUAAUCAAGCACAAUCUUCUAAUGAUACUUUCCCUUCAGUGAUGCAUAUCGCCGCUGUGACCGAGAUCACUAGGCAUUUGUUGCCUGAACUGGCUCACUUGCGUGACUCUUUGGACGCUAAGUCCAAGGAAUUCAGUGAUAUCGUUAAGAUCGGUAGAACCCAUUUACAAGAUGCUACUCCUUUGACUUUGGGACAGGAGUUCAGUGGGUACGUACAACAGGUCUCUAACGGUAUCGACCGUGUUGAGGGUUCUUUGCACCGUCUAAAGUACUUGGCUCAGGGUGGUACUGCAGUCGGUACUGGUCUUAACACUAAGAUUGGAUUCGCUGAGAAGAUAGCUGAGCAAGUUUCGAAGGAAACCGGUCUCGAUUUUAAGACGGCUCCUAACAAGUUUGAAGCUCUUGCAGCACAUGAUGCCGUUGUCGAAGCUAGCGGUGCUUUGAACACUGUCGCGUGUUCCCUGUUCAAGAUUGCUCAAGAUAUUAGGUACUUGGGAUCUGGUCCUCGUUGCGGUUACGGUGAGCUUUCCUUGCCCGAGAACGAACCUGGUUCUUCCAUCAUGCCGGGCAAGGUCAACCCUACACAAAACGAAGCUUUAACCCAAGUUUGUGUGCAAGUUAUGGGUAACAACGCUGCAAUCACUUUUGCAGGUGCUUCGGGUCAAUUUGAAUUGAACGUUUUCAAGCCCGUGAUGAUCAGCAACCUGUUGAGUUCUGUGCGUUUGCUAGCAGAUGCUUCAUACUCUUUCCGUGUCCACUGUGUGGAUGGUAUCAUUGCUAAUCGCGAUCGUAUUGGUAAGUUGAUGCACGAGUCUUUGAUGCUUGUGACCGCUUUGAACCCAAAGAUCGGUUACGAUGCCGCUUCCAAGGUUGCCAAGAACGCUCACAAGAAGGGCAUUACUUUGAAACAAUCUGCUUUGGACCUUGGUGUGCUCACUGAGAGCGAGUUUGACGAGUGGGUUGUGCCAGAAAACAUGAUCGGCCCAAAGCCAUAA